AUGGCUGCCUCCAGAGCCUUUCCGCUGCCCAGCUACCGCGAUGACGACCUCGCCGCUGCCGGCACCAAGAUGCUGUCGCGCUCCGUCCAGCGAAUGUCGGCGAAGAUCCUGAAGUCGACGCUCCCGAAGCCCAAGGCCAAAUCGACCAAGUCCGUCCACUUCGAGGCCCACCUCGAGUCUGUGUGCUACUUCAUGAAGGACGACGAACCGUGUUUGAUAGCGGCGCGCAUAUCAGCCGUCAAACGGACGGCCGGCGACUGUGACCCCCUCAGAGAAGCGCCGCUGCUGUUGCACGACUCGACCUGUGUCCUCGAUCUGAUCUCCAGCCGCCGCGAGCAGGAUGCCCCGGUGCGCGUGGAGCAAGUCUAUCUCUCCCACCCCAAGUCCGUUACCGGCACGCUGGCCGUCGCCAGCCUCUCCUUCAUGGAGCACGUCAAGGUGCGCUUUUCACUGGACGGCUGGCAGACCGCCUCCGAGGCGGCCGCCGAGUACUGCGGCAACCAUCGCAAGGACGGCUUCGACACGUUCGGCUUCACCAUCCGCCUGGACGACUGCAGUGCCGCCGGCAAGACCAUGUCCUUCUGCGUCGGCUACGUCGCGAACGGCCAGGAGUUCAUGGGCACCAACCCCUCGAGCAACUACGAGAUCGAGCUCUCAAAGCUAGCCGGCAAGCUGGCCGCGCCACCGGGCAUUCUGCGGCCCGCGACCCCAUCACCGCCUGCCAGCAAGUCGAGAUUUGCUGCCUUUUCUCGCUGGCCCGCCACCGGCCCUGCGGCGAGGGCCCAAGCGGCCAAUGCCCAAGCGGUAAGUACGGCCCCUCGUCGAUCAUGUCCACUGCGAAAUGCUAACGCAGGACCAAGCCAGAAUGCGCCGCUGUGGAAGUACAUGGACCGCCUCAGCAGCAACGCCAGCUCGCUCUCUGCUCGCCAGAUUCGCCUGCUAUAG
Messenger RNA from Ophidiomyces ophidiicola, 945 nucleotides. RefSeq lists its product as uncharacterized. Gene Ontology annotation, cellular component: protein phosphatase type 1 complex. Lineage: Eukaryota; Fungi; Ascomycota; Eurotiomycetes; Onygenales; Onygenaceae. The transcript has a single exon. Gene Ontology annotation, molecular function: glycogen binding; protein phosphatase 1 binding. Gene Ontology annotation, biological process: regulation of glycogen biosynthetic process. The record is from RefSeq and is a predicted model, not a curated record. The coding region runs from base 1 to 945 and encodes 314 amino acids.